GUGUGUAUUUUUCUCGUCUUUACCAAAGUUUUUCUGCGUCCUCCUCCUCCUCGCCUGUCUACUGCAGACUGAAUGAAGAUGGCGGCCAGUUCAGAGCGGAGUCCCCCUCCCUUUCCCGAGUCCGAGGAGCAGGAACUGGAGCCCGACUUAGAGGAUGAGGACAGCGAUGAAGGCGCGGAUAUUUUCACAGGCGGUAUGCUCUCCGACGUGGUAAUGGAUCCUCCUCUUCCUACAAGUGCCAGUGAACCUGCUAAAGACAUCUUCAGUGAUGCCCCAGCAGAUUCCUUCAACGACCCACUGAACAAGACAAGUGCAGAACCAGAGAAGACAGAGAGUACAGGGCUCAGUAAAGCUCAAGUUGUGUCCCUUGUGGACAAGGCAGCUGACGACGAGGAUCUGUUCAGUGACCCCUUAGGAGAGUCUGCAGCUGCUCCAGUGACUGACACAAAAAGUGCCCCUUUACUGGACCUCGGUGAGGAACCGCCAAAGAGUGAUGUCACCGAGAAGACAGCGAGUGCGGCUGUGAAGGAGGACGUCAGUGCUGAAGUCCACAAGGCAUCUCAAAACGAUGUUGUCAGUAAGCCUCAGAAGGACAUUUUUGAGGAGCCCCUAAAAGGCACUGUCAAAGAACCGGCCACUGACGUUUUUAGUGAGCCCACAGGCGGCGCUGCAGCUGUAAAUAAACCAGCGAGAGCUGACCUGUUUGGUGAUGAUGACGAAGAGGACCUGUUUAAGGAACCUCUGGGAGCGGUGACUAAAAAACCACAAGUGCCGCUCUUCACCGAGGAACCUAAUGACAUCUUCACAGAGGCAAAAGCAGGCAGUAAAGCCCCAAGUGAUCUCUUCACGGAGGAAACCUUCACAGCCCCAUCUGCAGCUGCGGCUGCGAAACCGAGCGUGAACACCGGCUCUAAAACUAACGGGUUGCACUCUGAUGAGGAGGAUCUGUUUGCAGAGGCCACGGUUGAGCUGUCUUUGGACAGUCCUCAUAAUGACAAAAGGAAGAGAGAAGCAGCGAAGCCGUCUGUGCCAGCCUCCACACUCUCAUCCUCAGCCAGCACCUCCAAACCUCAGCCCAAAACACUAGAAGAGCUGGAGGAGGAGGAGAAUGAGGACAAAUUUGAUUUGAACAUUUCCGUUACAAACCCAGAGAAAGUUGGAGAUGGUAUGAAUGCCUAUAUGGCUUACAAAGUCUCAACACAGACCACGCUGUCCAUGUUCCGAAGUAAGCAGUUUGUGGUGCGCAGACGCUUCAGUGAUUUCCUUGGUCUGUAUGAGAAACUAUCAGAGAAACAUGCACAGAAUGGAUACAUUGUACCACCACCACCAGAGAAGAGCAUUCUGGGAAUGACCAAAGUGAAGGUUGGUAAAGAAGACCCCUCAUCAGCAGAGUUUGUUGAGAGAAGGAGAGCUGCUCUAGAAAGGUACCUCCAGAGAGUCGUGUGUCACCCAUCUCUGCUGCAGGACCCAGAUGUGAGGGAGUUUUUAGAGAAGGAGGAGUUACCAAGAGCAGUUGGUACCCAAGCGCUUAGUGGAGCUGGAUUCCUCAAGAUGAUCAACAAGGCUACAGAUGCAGUGAGCAAGAUGACCAUAAAAAUGAACGAGUCAGAUGUUUGGUUUGAGGAGAAACUACAGGAGGUGGAAAGUGAGGACCAGCAGCUGAGGAAGCUGCAUGCCAUGGUGGACUCCCUUGUUAUCCACAGGAAAGAGUUGUCUAUGAACACAGCAAUGUUUGCCAAGAGUGUGGCGAUGUUGGGCAGCUCAGAAGACAACACUGCACUAUCCAGAGCUCUAUCCCAGCUGGCUGAGGUGGAAGAUCGUAUUGAGCAGCUUCAUCAGGACCAGGCCUCCAACGACUUCUUUAUCUUUGCUGAGCUUCUUGCUGACUACAUACGUCUGCUAGGGGCUGUCCGGGCCUGCUUUGACCAGCGGAUGAAGGCGUGGCAGCGAUGGCAGGAUGCUCAGAACAUGCUGCAGAAGAAAAGAGAGACGGAAGCAAAACUACUGUGGGCCAACAAACCAGACAAACUGCAGCAGGCCAAGGACGAGAUUGUUGAGUGGGAGGCCAAGGUCAGUCAGUAUGAGCGAGACUUUGAGAGGGUUUCUGCCACCGUGCGCAAAGAAGUAAUCAGAUAUGAGAAAGAGAAAACUCGGGAUUUCAAGAAGCAAAUUAUUAGAUAUCUGGAGUCUCUGUUGCAAUCACAGCAACAGCUGAUAAAGUACUGGGAGGCAUUUUUGCCAGAGGCAAAAGCAAUCGCAUGAGUGUGUCUAUAUGCAGAUAAACACAUGCAUACACAGGCCUGCUUGAGACUGAGUCUGCCUUUUCUAUACACUUUACCUCUUGCCUAUAAACCAAGAGUAGAGACGCGUUGCAAAGGGAAAGAAAGAAACAAUCGUUAGUUUUUUUUGUUUGUUUUUUAAUUAAUCACCAGAAUCAUACAGCUCUUUACUCUAACUGUUGUAUUAAUAAUUGUAUAUUUUUCAUUUAACCUCCACCUAUAUUUUCUUAUUGACAAAGCUGAUGCUAGAGUAUGUACAUGCAUGGUGGUGGGGUAGAGUGGUUAUGUCUUCCUCAUGUGUAUGCAAAUGUAUUUUUGUUCAUUUUUUUGUUUUGUUAGUAUUCAGAGAUAGUAGGUGACAUUAGUGUGAAUGGUAUUCACACCACAGAGGAGGCAGACAUGUUGACUCAUCAGCAGUGCUAAUCGUUUACAGUAGGGAGCCCUCUCCUUCCACACUUAUGCACUUAACUAGGUUUCACUUCUGUUCUUUUCACUGUAUCUAUAGCUGCAUCUGUGUUGAGAAUGCACAGAGGUCGCUCUUUAAAUAUCUGCCCCCCCCCUCCUCGUGCCGGGUGGUUAGGCCUAGAACAGUAUCUGCUCUGCUCUGUUGAGGGAGAGGUGCCAAUGAGAGGAUGUUUGCUCACAGUUUAAAGUAAUUCUGAGCAUCUUCCUGCUAAAAUAAUUCCAAGGAAUGAAUGAAUGAAUGAAUAAACAGGUGGUUUACUUGUGUUAGGAAAUGUGUAGGUGCUUAAAAUGAAAAUGCAAGUAAUGGCAGGCCAAAACUGCUUUCUGAGAACAAGGCAGAUUCCAUCCAAUUCCAUGGGAUGAUGUGCAUAAUGCUGCAAGUGUGUGUGUGAGUGACCAUGGGCUUUAGUACUUGCAUUGCAGUGCAUCAGUUUACCAAGUAGCCAAAACACAAUUUUUAAAAGACAGAAAAGAAACAUCUCUACUGUACUUCCAACAUUAUAAUUAUAGAAAAAAAAAUACUGCAUACCUAUAUUAGAAAACUGCAUAUCAGUGUCUGUUGGCUUUUAGCUCUCCAUACAGGUGACAUUCCACAUUUUGGAUGUUCAUGUUCAACAAAAGGUUAAUGAGGUAAACAGUAUGGUAUAGGCCUGAGUUGAGCUUUGUUCAUUAAUUACACAGUUAAAUCUGCAACUCUACAGCCAUUAUGCUGAAGCCUUAGCAAAGUUACUGAGGCGACUGCCAGUUUAAAGAAAGUUUCUCUUAAGUAUAUUUACAAGAGACGUGAUGUUUGAGCACUUAUUCAGGCAGCCAUGACCAUGGUUUUCCGUUAAAAAAAUACAAAGUUUUAAAAAAUACAUAUGUCUGUUUUUUUUAAAAGGUACGCUAAUCAGCCGUAAUAUUAAAACCACUUGCAUUAUAUUGUGUAGGCCUUACUCUUGCAGUCAAAUUAUUUCCACAAUUUCUGCUAUUAUUAUGGCUCUUCUGUGGAAUCAGAUGGGCUAGUCAGACAGACACGCCAAUCAAGGAGCUUUAGCGACCCAAGGCCCUGCCUGGUGUUUUGGAAAUGGAAACUUUGGAGUCUUGUAGUGACUCAGGUCCCUAUGCAGGUCCCCAUUUUUCUACUCCAACUACAUUAACUUAAAAAACUGACUGUUCACUCAUUGGUUAACACACACAUAUAUCUGUAUAUGACAGAUGCCAUUGUAUGGCUGAUCUGUGAAAACAAAUGGUUAUUGUGAUGUAGUUAUCUUGACAAAACCUGUUCAUAACUUUCUGCUUCUGUAGCUCUUCUAUGGGAUCAGACAGGCUAGCUUUCUCUACACACAUACAUCAAGAUUCACCACUUGCCCUUUCCUGAAGUGCUUUUGAUACAUAUGAACAUGUCCUUUCUGAUGUUUUGGAGGUGUUCUGAGCCAGCUGUCUAGCCUUACCAUCACAAUUUGGUUCUUGUCAAAAUGGCUCAGAUUUCUUUGGUUUCCCAUUUUCCUUCUUCCAGCACACCAACGUAAACAAUCGAUGUUUACUUAUUAACCUUGCAGUGGUUUUCAAGUUUUGGCUGAUUAAUGUAUGGCUUUCUUUGUAUCACCAAUCUCUCAGAAUGUUUUGCUAAUUCACAGCUGUCAGGUUACUCCCAUCCCCCCCUACAUUUUUUGUCGUUUCAUCAGAUAUGAUUUUGAUAAUUAUGGUAUAUGUUGUAUAUCUCUGUAAUUGUAAUGAUUUAAUUAUGAUGUUUGACAGUGAGUCAUCAGUUUUCAUCAGAUGCUGCUGAGCUACCAGCUGACAAUGUAUUUGAAGAGGAAGAUUAUCUUCAGAUAUCUCCUUCCACUGGUUAAUAAAGUGGAUCAGGUUUUUUCCUAGGUUCAGGCUUGUAUAUCCAGAUGAUAGUGUCAAGAAAGCAUGUAGAACCACAAUUCAAGGGUCCUACUCAAUGGGUCUGACAUGAAAGUCCCUUUAACUGCCAUAAAUGAUGAGAAAAUAAAAUGUUCUUUAUUAGACUGUAUUUUUUUAAUCCUCCGACCAAGCCAGUAGACAUUGUUUAAGUGCACCUUCUGUUGGGCAACACAAUAAAGAUAGUUUUAAAGAA
Astyanax mexicanus (Mexican tetra) is the source of this 4830-nucleotide messenger RNA. It is a transcript of the gene snx1a, whose product is annotated as sorting nexin 1a. Gene Ontology annotation, cellular component: endosome membrane; endosome. NCBI's taxonomy places the organism in Eukaryota, Metazoa, Chordata, Actinopteri, Characiformes, Acestrorhamphidae. The record is from RefSeq and is a predicted model, not a curated record. The coding region runs from base 73 to 2262 and encodes 729 amino acids. Gene Ontology annotation, molecular function: phosphatidylinositol binding. The transcript has 15 exons. Gene Ontology annotation, biological process: intracellular protein transport; early endosome to Golgi transport.